Molecule: messenger RNA, 1113 nt
Organism: Didymosphaeria variabile
Lineage: Eukaryota; Fungi; Ascomycota; Dothideomycetes; Pleosporales; Didymosphaeriaceae
Exons: 1
Coding region: 1-1113 (370 amino acids)
Cellular component (GO): mitochondrion
Molecular function (GO): metal ion binding; alcohol dehydrogenase (NAD+) activity
Source: RefSeq, a predicted model, not a curated record
AUGAGCGGCCUCUGGCAGCCCACACAGCUUUCCAAACUCUUCUACGGGCCUAACACCGUGAAAACAUAUCUCCUGGACUGUCUGCCGAGCAAGAGUAGCAAAGCAUUCAUUAUUACGGGGAAGAGUCUGGCUAGUAAGACGCCCUUGGUCAAGCAAGUCGAAGAAUUAUUGGGAAAGCAGCACGUAGGCACAUUCUCUAACAUCGGAGAACACGCCCCGAUUGCCCAAUUAGACGAGGCUACGGGGCUGGUGGAGAAAGACAGCACCAUCGAUACGGUAGUCAGUAUCGGCGGGGGCUCGCCUAUCGACUCUGCGAAGGCGAUAAGCUAUAGAUUGCACGAGAAAAAGGGGAAGUGGCUGUGGCAUGUGGCAAUUCCGACAACGCUGAGCGCGAGCGAGUGUACGAUGAUGGCUGGCUUCACGCAGUCCGACGGCGUGAAGACGGGCGUGAGGGCGCCAGAACUUGUGCCGAAUGUCGUGCUGUAUGACGCCGCCUUCGCGGCCUACACUCCAGAAAGACUCUGGCUCAGCACCGGUCUACGCGCGCUAGACCACGCAGUCGAGAUGCUAUACCACCCCACGGCCUCCGAGAUGCCUGCGAGAUGGACAUGUCUUCAAGCCGCAGGGUCGUUCUUCGAAGGUCUGGUGAAGUAUAAGAUGGAUCCUAAGGACCAGGAUAACUUGACGAAGUUGCAAUUAGCGGCAUUCGCCAGUCUUGGGUUUCUGGGGACAAAUCUUAAAGGCGGUCUCGGGCUCUCGCACGCGCUGGGAUAUGCGCUGGGAAGUCCCUACAGUAUUCCGCAUGGAAUUACGAGUUGUUUGACGUUGGGGCAUGUCGUUAGGCUUAAGGCUGAAGACCCAAGCGCUGCAACACAGGUAGCGAGACUUCUGCCUUUCAUUGGCGAGACAAGGACGGGAGAUGAUAAAAAGGACGCUGAAAAAGUUGGGGAUCGUAUACUUGGGUUGGUGAAGGAGCUAGGGCUUGAUCACGAUCUCAGAAAUUAUUCGGUCGACAAGGAUCAGAUUCCGGUGAUCACCAAGAGAGCUACUGGACAGGAGGAGGGCGGGGAGUUGUAUGGGAAGGUGGAGCCCAUUGUGAAGGGCUUAUUCUGA